This is a messenger RNA of Doryrhamphus excisus (bluestripe pipefish), 1564 nucleotides long. Its product is annotated as protein FAM13A-like. The record is from RefSeq and is a predicted model, not a curated record. Lineage: Eukaryota; Metazoa; Chordata; Actinopteri; Syngnathiformes; Syngnathidae. Gene Ontology annotation, biological process: signal transduction.
UUGUGUGUUGUAACGACACGUGUAGUGGGCGUGGUUUAUGACGUCACAUAAUGGCGUGACACUUACGCCGCUGUUUAAUCAAGUUAUUCUCGUAUACACGCCAUUGAUGGUGAUAAUUGCCACCACACCGAUGUUUAUUUCGUCUAUUUCAAUAUUACGGUUGUCAAGCAAAAAUAGAAAUUGUAUUAUUUAUCCAGUUAAACCCGAAAGUCUGUAAUCCGGCAUAUUAAGUAGUCCCGUGAAACAAAGUCAAACACAGCUCUCGCUCCUAUCAAAUUAUGAUGUUCGUAUGAAUAUUCGUAUGUAAUAAUUAAUCAAAUUAAUUAACCACGUUUGUUAUUUGGUUUACCAAUUGUAUUUAAGUAAAAUAGCGUGCUAAGGUUACCAAACGGCUACUACGUUGGGACCGCGUCACCUCCGUAUGUCCCUCCGCCACUGUUGUAGCAAAACAUUACGUUAUUUAGCUAGUAAUGAAUUGAAUUGUGUCGUUUAUAGCAGUAACUCAUAUUUAGUCUCUAGAAGUAACUCGUUUUUAAAGUACGUAGCCAAAAGUCAGCGGUUUUUAUACAUGAAAAGAACUUAUCUGAGAGUAAAUGGCAGUAAUGAAAACAAUAACACCACUUCAGUAGGAUGCCUGCUGUUCCUGGCCUGAAAAUCAGCCUGAAAAUGGGAGGAAAAGUCUCAUUAUUUUCUAAAGAAAUGUCUUCAGUCAUAAUACCAUUGUUUAGUGUCAACCCACACACAGCUGCUCCUGUGCGGGUCUCAAACCCCUCAGUGGAUCCCAGAUGUGUGUUUGGCGUUUCCCUGGAGACACUAAGGAAAAACGGGCUGAUGUUCCACGGAAUACCACUUGUCUUACGAGAAAUGGUGCAGUUCUUGGAGAAACACGGAAUGGAGUUUCAGGGUCUUUUUCAACGGUGUGGUUCUGUGGUGAAGAUCCAUCAGCUGAGGCAGCGGUUUGAUUGUGGCGAGAAGGUGAACCUGGAGCUGGAACAAGUGCCCAAUGUGGCUUCGCUGCUAAAACUGUUCUUUCAAGAACUUCCUGAACCCGUAGUACCGGAGUACCAACGCAGACGUCUGGUCCAGAGCUUCAGAGGCAGUACAGACGAGGCCGAGUUGAAUCUGUCCCUGAAAAAAAACCUUUGCCGCAUCCCGGACGACAACCUCACCGUCUUGUCCUACUUCACCAACUUCCUGUCGAGAGUCGCUGCUUACAGUCAGUUAAACCUCAUGACGGUGGAUAACCUCGCCACCAUCUUUGGACCUUGUAUCUUUCACGUUCCAGCAGGACCCAAGAUGCUGGAGGAGCAGAGAGUGUGCAACACCGUGUUGGUUCAUCUUUUCAGGAAGCACAAGAUCCUCCCCCGGCCUCCCAUCGUCUCCAGCCCGCCUUCUCCGAUGUCGUCAGCCCCCUUCUGAGAGCCCGUCCCUUAAGCUACAAGCCCUGGAGGCCGACACGGGACCCCCUCCUAACCCAGCGCCCGAGGACCCCAGGGACCAGAAGAACCCGCCAUCCCACCCGCUGCCUCUUUUGAACAGGGAGCCGAGCCUGCAUGCGGACCAC